AUGACAUUCUCAAAGCAACUUUUCCCUUUAUUUUUCCUCCUCUUCCUCUUACCUCUUCGACACGCCUCAAAACCUAUAAAAUGUCCUUCUUCCCGUCGGGAAUGGCUUAGUUGCGGGCCCUCUGAAGUACGCAUUCGUUUUCCUUUAUGUGACCACAAGGGAUUCAAUCUCCGUUGCAACAAUCUCAACAAAACAGUCCUACAACUUCCUAUGUCGGGAACCUUUUUUGUCGAGACUGUCGACUACCUAAACCAACGUAUCUCUAUCAGCGACCCUGAUAACUGUUUAGCUAAGCGUCUUUUGACAUUCAACGUUUCAGGAUCUCCUUUCUCUUUUCCUUUCAAUAUCGAAUACACGUUCUUUACAUGUCCAAAUGAUGUUGUCUUACCCUCCUCGUAUUGGCCCGUCCCUUGCCUAAGCAAUUCUACUUCCUCCUUCUACGCCACAACUAGUUAUAACCAGGCAAGCUCUCUGUUUCCUUCUUCUUGUCAGAUUGUGAAGAGAUUACAUGUUCCGGCUAUCAACAGAGAAAGACUCUUGCUGGAAUGGCACUCUCCCAAUUGCACAAGUUGUGAGAUGGAUGGCUUGACAUGUGGACUCAAGAACAAGGCCUCCCUCAAAGUCAAAUGCUUCGGUGAUAAAUCUGGUUCUAAGAAAAGCAGAGGCAGCGGAAUAGAAGCAUUAAUAGUAUGCGUGUCCGUAUUCGGAGGACUCUUCUUAUUCUUUCUCUGUUUAUUUUGUAUCGCUUGCCUCGUAAACAAGUGUAGCAAUGUCGAGAGUUCGGAUUCCCCGAGACAAGAGAUUGUGGAAGUGGAAUCAAGAGAGAUGAUCGGAAGGGCCACGAGGGGACUUGACCAGUGUACAAUAGAAACAUACAAGAAAAUGGAGUUGGGAGAAAGUGUAAGGCUUCCGGGGACAAAUGGAACUGUAUGUCUUAUUUGUUUAUCAGAGUACGCGAGCAAAGAGACCGUACGAUUCAUACCAGAAUGUAACCAUUGCUUCCACGUGGAAUGUAUUGAUGUGUGGCUCAAGAUUCAUGGCUCAUGCCCUAUUUGUCGAGACUCACGCGCAUUAAGAUAG
Messenger RNA from Eruca vesicaria subsp. sativa (arugula), 1080 nucleotides. The record is from the annotation of a GenBank genome assembly. Lineage: Eukaryota; Viridiplantae; Streptophyta; Magnoliopsida; Brassicales; Brassicaceae.